Molecule: messenger RNA, 2208 nt
Organism: Nicotiana tabacum (common tobacco)
Lineage: Eukaryota; Viridiplantae; Streptophyta; Magnoliopsida; Solanales; Solanaceae
Product: E3 ubiquitin protein ligase RIE1-like
Source: RefSeq, a predicted model, not a curated record
UUUCCAUAUAUCUUUCUGUAUCUAUUUUCUUUCACCAUUAUCAUACUUUUAUAGUACAACCACUUCAUUUAUCAGGUAUCCUUGCUGUUGAAGCUCUUGAAAUAUGGCAUUGGAGGUUGUUUUUCAAAAAUAGUUGUCAGCAUAUAAAUUGUGACGCUGAAAUUCGACCAUAAAAUAGGUUGAAUAAUUAGCUGGUGCUAGAUCAUUUCAAGCAUGGGAAUUCUGUGCACACUCACAAGGUGUCUUGUGCAUGCAGUUACUAAAACGAAACAUAACUUGCAUGCGUAGAAGUUGAAAGUUCUUGGAAAUUUCUCCCUGUUGACAAUCGGUAAGAAUUUAAGUUAUAUACACUGACGGUGGAAAGAAUGUUCACACAAUUACUGUAAUUUUACUUGUUAUAGUAGCAUAUUAAUCAUAUUAAAUACAGAUCGAUCAGGUCCAUACUAAAUAUUAUUGCCCGAUGAAUACACGAUACUUUCUUACACCAGUGUCGCUUUGUCAUUCGAGCAUUAUUGUAUCUUUCCCACCAAUGAUUUCACCAGCAGCAGGAGAUGGAAGAAUGUCUAGCGGGGGAGGAACUAGAAACAGGUCUAUUCGGAAUAUUUCCCAUUCUUCAUUCUUAAUAAGAAUGUCCAUGAGAAUAUCAAGAUCAAGGUGGUUUAGUUUCCUAAGAAGGGUUUUCCACUACCAGAAUGGCUCAAGAUCUGAUCUUGGAUCAAAUCCCUUCAAUUCAAUGACUUGGAUGAUGAUGGAGUGCAUUGCAUUAAGUGUCCAAAUAAUUAUAGCCUCAUAUACACUGACUGUUUCAAAGGAAGAGAAGCCAGUUUGGCCAAUGAGGAUAUGGGUGUUGGGAUAUGCCUUUGGCUGUAUUAUUAGUGUCAUGUUGCUUUACUGGCGCUACUGGGCGUUCUAUGUGAGGCCACAAAGAGAUGAUUCUGACAUGGAGCAACAAAGAAGCCAUGAUGAAUCCAGGGCAUUGCAUGUGAUGGAGAAAUUCAGGACUGGUGUUGAGCUAUUCUUUGCCAUAUGGUUUGUGAUGGGAAAUGUUUGGGUGUUCGAAUCGCGCUUUUUAUCUUACCAUCGUGCUCCUAAACUUCACUUGCUCUGCAUCUCACUGCUAGCUUGGAAUGCUGUCACCUACUCUUUCCCCUUCCUAUUGUUUCUAUUGUUGUGCUGCUGUGUCCCAAUUCUGAGUAGCUUUUUAGGCUACAACAUGAACAUGGGAUCCGUAGAUAGAGGGGCUUCUGAUGAACAACUCUCCAGUCUACCCAGUUGGAAGUACAAGGAAUGUGGAAACAAGGAACAACCCACAAGUGAAAAUGUGGAAUGUUGUAUAUGCUUAGCAAAGUACGGAGAUAAGGAAGAGAUCAGACAAUUACCUUGUUCUCAUAUAUUUCAUCUUAAGUGUGUGGACCAAUGGCUUAGAAUUAUAUCUUGCUGCCCUCUCUGCAAACAAGAACUGGAGAGGUAAAAAUGCAUGAAAAGCUCCUCAAACUUGAUACUUCAUGUAUUUUUUGCAUACUUUCUCCCGUCUUCUCUCUUUUUCCCCCCUUUUGUUUCUUUAGUCCAAUUUUGGAUUGUAAUCAACAAGGUAUGGAAGAAUCAAAUUAGUGUAUUAUUCCAUGUAGUGAUACAUAUAUAUAUGUACAUCAGGUGCUAACUAAGGAAAGAAAAUAAAAGAGAUUUCUACAAAUCUGCUAUCUAUAUAUGGGUUAUGUACACUAAGAAACAGUCUAUGUUCAUUGUGUAAAGUAUCUAGGUUCCUUCUGUAACACUCCCCCUCAAGCUGGAGCAUAUAUAUUGAUUAUGCCCAGCUUGUUACAAUGGUAAUCAACUCGAGUGCCAUUCAAUGCUUUAGAGAACAAAUCAGCUAGCUGCUCUCCUAUCUUCACGUAGCCAGUGGAAAUCAAGUUCUCCUGAAUCUUCUCACGAAUAAAAUGACAGCCAACUUCAAUAUAUUUGGUUCUUUCAUGAUACACUGGAUUUGAGGCAAUAUGGAGUGCAACUUGAUUAUCAUACGAGAGUUUUGAUGGAGUAGGAUCUUCAACCCAAUUUCAGUUAAAAGGUGAUGUAUCCACAUUAUCUCACAUGUUGAUUGUGCCAUAGCUCUAUACUCGGAUUCUACACUAGACCUAGAUACAACAUUUUGUUUCUUCUCCAUGAUACCAAGUUUCCACACAAAUACACAGUAAUCAGUAGUAGAUAUUC